CACUCAUAAUUUUUAAACCACUAAAGGAUGAAAUAUCAGCAAUAAAAUCUAUGAGAAAUAAAAACCCUGACAAUAAGACCGCAGCCAACAGAACACAUAAACAACUUUCAUGAAAGAACAUGGACAGCUACGAGACUGACGUUGUGUGUUAUAAGUGUCGUCUUCCGAAUGUGGGCUAUUUUUUUUUACGUGCAUAUUUUUCUGAAGCACACUGCUGCUUUCUGUUCUGAGGUGCUAGAGUAGUUUGUGCAGAUGUCAGAUGCUCUGUUUUCCAUUUGCGUGAAUACGUUUCACUUUAAAAGUGUCCAUUGACAUAUCUUGUAUGAUUGUGGUAUGAUAUGACUAGACUAGACCUAGACUUUAUCAGGUCUAAAUGGCCAUUAACAAAAAUAUUAAAAAAAUGUGCAAUUUGCACUGAAUGCAUGAUGAGGCUUACAGUGUAUGCAUAAUUGUUUUACAAAUUAUCUUAUUAAUUAUGAAAGAUUCAGAGGUCCUAUGCUGAGUAAAAUGACCGCAGGCUUUUGAUGCUUUAUCUAACUGGAUGCGCAUAUGAACCAUCUUUUGGGCGCUUUAAUAAUAUUGCAUGCAUUGUUAAUAUUGAAAUGUAAGCAUAUUCUAUUAAACACCUGAGUAAAUAUUCAUCAAAUAAAAUAUGUGCACAAUAAGAAUCCUAAUAUUGCUGUUUGGAUCCGCUUUACUUUGCGAAAUGGUGCCCCAGUAAAAACUUUCAUAAUUUUGAAACUAUGAUCUAUGUGGGGCCCAGUAGUGUACUCUAUGCAGAAGAAAAUAGAUUUCUUAAUGGUUCCAGAAAGACUCAUGUAUUCUCAGACUUCCUAUGUUGCACUGUACCCCACAGGACUUGGAGCCCCUGUGAUUUGUACCUUUGGAACCAUGACCGAAAUAGAAGUGAGGAUGAAUGCCUCAUUAAACGCCUCGUCUCUGCUAGAUAAUACAGAAAUAUUCUUUAGGGCUGGAGGGGCAGAAAUGGUGUCUGCCGUCUGUACGAGCCGUCCCCACACUCCAGAAAACACUUCCGAUUCCCACACUUGUGUAUCCCCUACGGAAGACAAAGUAAUGCUUCCUGUGGCGCUCGGAGUUUGCUUGUUACUUAUGGUGCUGCUAUUGGGGACAUGCUGCCUCUACAAGAAGAAGCAAAAGCAAGCAAAGACCAGCGAGAGAAGUGCCGAUGACAGGUGUGAGGAUCCCCAGGAGUUGGUGUACUGCCAGGUGCAAGUGGUCAAGAAAAAGGAACGCCCAAAAAAGCAGGAGCAGGACCCGCAGGUGACCUACGGUGAGGUGAAAGUGUCCGGCAAGUCUAAGGCCGCCAGACGCACACCCAACGAGCAGGCAGACACGAUAUACUCCGGCAUCCGCACGUAGGUCCGGCCAAUCACAGAGCGGUCUUACUCUGCCUGCACAAGCCUUUCGCUGAAGUUAGGCCGAGUAAUCAGAUGUCAAAAAUCCCAGGGAUUUUCAACAGGAAGUGCAGCAUUUCAGAGGAAAGACAUUUUUAGUAUUGAAUCUGCACAUCUCACAGUUUUUUCUUAGUUUGAGGAACUGUCAUUUUCCCCUCAGUCAGCUGUAUGGGAAGAUUAGUGUUAUGCAAAAUAGACAUUGUCUGUUAGUACCAGUUUUUUCCAUAUAAAAGUGGAAGGCUGAGAUCCACAGACAUUUGUAACAUUAAUAAGUUCUAAUCGUGUUCCAUUGAUUUAUAUGAUUUUCUAAUUAGAAACAAAAAGCAUACACCGGGAAAGUUGAUGACUAUAUGUGUUUACCCCAUAGUACCUUGUAAAAUACUGCAAACAUAACAAUCAUUUAUAGUAUAAGACUGAGUUUGAAAAGCACAAGGUGUGGGCGCAAGGAAUUGCGUGUUAUGCAUUCAAACUACAACGCGCUUCUCGUCACAUUAAUAGCGCUAAUUAAAUCAACCGGCAGUAAACUGCAUCGGAGAAAUUAGCUGUUUCAACUAGUCGCUACACGAAACGCUGCACAAAAAAAUUUAUUGCCAGUUAUUUCGGUGUCACCUCCCUCUGAUGGUGUCACCCUGUGCGGUCAGCACCCCCUGCACGCCUCUGAGCACAAGUACGUUUUGUAUGUAUUUGCCUUUAGCGCAAACUUUUUUUGUUAUUUAUUUGGACAGAACAAAUUAAAUAAUGAGGAACUGGUAGAUUGCAUUUAAAUUUUUGAUCUAUUUCUCUAUAACAUUCUUUUUUGCAUGUAUCUACAUUUUCAAUCAAAUGUUUACCUCAGAUAAGCAUAAGCAUGCUGUUAUUGCUAAAAUCUGUUUCAAAUAUAUAUAUAUAAUUAGCCGUUCCGGGAUGAUCCAUGCGUGUGGAGCAAAGAUUCACUUUGUAGUGAAAGGGCGACAAGGCGAAGCAGGGGAUUUGUGAAGAUUCCUAGAAUAAGGCUGUUUAAGGAAUGAAAGUCCUUCUUUUAAGUGGCCAUAAAGCAGAACUGCAGAAGAGAAGCAGAAAUAUCGACGCAGCCUGAAUUGUGCAAAAACUCCGUUUCCAACCUCAAGCGCGGACACCCACCGCACGCGUAGCGGCCGCGAGCGCACGACGCGCGUACUAAGCGCGUAAGACACGGAAGCGCAAAACAGGGAAGUGGUUUUAUAAAACUGGCAGGCUGAUACAAGUGUUAAAAGAGCUGCAUUUAGUUCGCCGGGGGUGGGGGAUUGUGGUUUGGCUGAAAGCUUUGGGCUGAGUUGCACAGAAGACCAUCUGCUGAAGACCAUCUAAAAUUGGAGAAACGGAUACAAAAAUCUUUACUGCUGAUUUUUAAAAUUAAUUAUUUUUUUAAAAUUGUUUACAUUUUUUUGGCCAGUUGGUGGCAGGGAAGAAAAAUCAAGGUUUUGCUUAUUAGCACCACAACUUUCUACAAUAUAAAGGACCUCAGCCUAGUCUGCUACGGUACGCAAAUAAACGCCGUUUGUGAGGUGGGUUCCGGUCUGGCGCUCCUGCAUCGAAGUCUUCCAUUUGAACGCCUCUCAGAUUCUGGUCAAGUCAAGUCAACACUUCGGGCUGAAGUGCACAGAAUUAACUUUAUGAGCUGGAAGAAGACAGCCAUUGCUGCAAAGCUGCUAAAGACCAUGUAAAAAUUGGAGAAAUUGAAAAAUUAUUAUUAUUAUUUUAAUUAUUUAUUUUAUUUUAUUUUUAAUUUUUUUUUUUUUUUACCGCAGACAGAGGUGCUGCCCACCAGACUUCGAGUUGCGUAGUGCUGCUUUACAUGAAUUGCUUUGAUGAUUUUUUAAAUUUUAAAUAUAAAACUUACUUUUUUUUUUCUUGGGCGGUAACUCCUUACCUUUGGAAUGAUUGAAAGGAAUAAUUGCGCUAAUGUUGAAACCCUACUAUAGAUAUAACCCUCUCCUAUCAGAACCCUGGUUUUAUAGUCUGAUUCGGUGAUUCGAGAUUAUUCGUUAUCACUCUGAUGUAGUUGAAUAAACGAGACAUGGAUGGAUUCACAGUAAAAAGUCCAGUGUUAAUUCAUCUCUAACAGUUUUUUUGAGUCCACUCUGGCCAUAUAUUGUAAACUCUGUAAGUCUGAUUUAGCAUUUCACUGCGGAAGAGUCAUCGGUUUGGACAACAGAAGAGACAAUGACAUUUAAGGCUGUUCUUGAGUGAUUGUAUUCAGCACUUGGUUUGUUAUACACUGAUUGAUAUAAUUCACUAUAAUGCGCCAAAGUAGAUGUGACACACGCUCAAUUCCAAUCCAUAAACAGAAGUAAAAGAUGGGUUAGCCAGAAUACUGAUACUAAUGAAUGCAUGUUCUGUAAUGGAUUAAACUUUCAUUUAUAUAUCACCACCCCCCCCCCCCCC
Anguilla anguilla (European eel) is the source of this 3818-nucleotide messenger RNA. RefSeq lists its product as uncharacterized. The transcript has 3 exons. Lineage: Eukaryota; Metazoa; Chordata; Actinopteri; Anguilliformes; Anguillidae. The coding region runs from base 751 to 1380 and encodes 209 amino acids. The record is from RefSeq and is a predicted model, not a curated record.